This is a messenger RNA of Exophiala oligosperma, 1757 nucleotides long. RefSeq lists its product as uncharacterized. The record is from RefSeq and is a predicted model, not a curated record. Gene Ontology annotation, molecular function: oxidoreductase activity. Bases 81 to 1412 code for a protein of 443 amino acids. Lineage: Eukaryota; Fungi; Ascomycota; Eurotiomycetes; Chaetothyriales; Herpotrichiellaceae. The transcript has 2 exons.
GCUGCAAAGAAAAGUCGCUUCGACCCUGUUCGAACAACGGUGACCAAGUCGAGCGGACCCGACCUGACCUUCCUCCCAUCAUGACCGAAUUCUCCCUGGGACCGUCCACGUCGGGUGUGUGGCAUACACCCAACAUGACAAAAGAUGCAGCGACCAGGGCCGAGAUGCUGCUUCAUGCCAACCAUGACAAGUUCCAUGUCUUUUGGAAUCUCAAGGGCUAUCACAACCAUCAAGUCCAUUACCUGCUCACGGCCUAUGCCUUGGGAGCCACCCCUGAACAAUUGCAGAGCGCCUUCAACACGAACCUCAACUACCAGCGACCACGGCAACCGAUCGAUGAGACGCUGGUCAAGAAGUUCAAUGAUGAACGGUAUUUCAAGUCAUUAAUGGGCAAUGACGCGUAUUUCAACGAUUACACGGCUUUUUUCCAGCGCAAGUUCGAAGAGGAAGGGGGCUAUCCGAGUGUGGUCAACAAGUAUCUCUUUUCUCGCACGGAGCUGGCAGAUGACUUGCUCGUGGGUUUGCAUGCCGGCGUCAUCCACCCUCUUAUCCACUUCGGCUUCGGGAUCGAGUUCCAGCAACCGCCAGUGAUUGCCGAAGCCUUGGCCCAAGCCGUCUGUCACAACAAGUUCUUUGGGCCUUUCCUUCUGGAAUCCGAGAAACUCGCCAACAGCAAGUCUGACGACCAGUGUCCGCCGCUGCUAGACCUCUUGAAGGAUAUUCGAGAUGACCCCGCGCUCUACGACGAGGAGUACUGGGACGGCGGCGAUUCGCUCAACGACAAGAUCCUGGCCGAUGCGCCGCCGCGGAUCAUUGAAAUCGCAUCCAAAUGGAAAGUUAACGUCAAAGACCUCGAGGUGCGCACGGCCGAGAUGAUCAACGUGAAUGCGUGGAUGACGGGCGCGGCGCAACGAGCCGACAAGGAGAUCAAGCUCGACUUCUUUUUCAUCCACUCCCUCAAUUGUUCCAUCUUCUUCUCAGCGUUCAACGCGCAGCCGUGGCUCAGCGCGGAGAACAAGGCACGGCUGCUCGAGUGGAAAGUGCGCAUGGACAUCUUGCAGUACGCGUCUCGUCUGGCUCCCGAGUUCCAUCCCGAGGAGAUCGACAACUACAAGCCCCGGCAGCCGGGCAGGUCGUGGAAGGAGAUUAUCGAUCAGACCAACAAAAUGACGCACGACGACGGACAUAUCCCCAAGCUGAUCCGCGCCCUGGCGCAUGGCACCAAAGCGUGUCGUUUAUACGAAGAACAAAAAGAGUUGUCGGCGCGAUUUCCCUUGAAGGAGAGCGGCUGGUUGCAAAUUGCACACAUGGCCGUCGAUACGACGACGGGGGCUACGGUGCCGGCUCGGUGGGUGAGAGGUGCAGGGGGGGCCCGGAACUGGGCCUCAUUUGCCAACCGGUCACAAUUGUAGAUUUUCAGAGGAGGAAGAGGGCAUGAUGAUGAUGGUGACGAUGAGAAUUGUAGUCACAGUGGUUGUUCAUCAUGAUGUCCAAAAAGUGAAUCGCAGCACAAAUUUUGUUGCCAUGUAAAAACUGUGGCAGAGGGGGCACCAAUGCCAGCGAAAUGGUCUGGGCGUCCGUCUAGGCCGAGGGCUAAAGAGUGGCUUCGAGGUUGGCUUCUGGGUGUCUCUCGUGGGCUCCAAGAUCCGUUCCAAGGGCUCUUUGAGGCUCCCGAGCAUCCCCGGAAUUCACAAUAGACCAAACCAAUUUAGGCACCGAGGGGUGUCUUGCCCCUGCCGAGGGUGGCGAACAAGGGU